Messenger RNA from Striga asiatica, 4453 nucleotides. Lineage: Eukaryota; Viridiplantae; Streptophyta; Magnoliopsida; Lamiales; Orobanchaceae. The record is from the annotation of a GenBank genome assembly.
UUUCUCCAAAACUUUCUGUUAGAAUUUGGAUCUCAGCACACACACAAUACAGUUUUUGAACUUCUCUUUCUCUUGUUCCGAUCAUUUUUUAUUUAAAUUAUAUUGAUGUAUGGCGUCGACGGAGCAAUUGAUGGGCGGCGGAGGGCCGAAGUACGUGCAAAUGCAGGCGGAGUCGUCAUCGCCGCCGUCGGAGUUGACGCCGAUGAUUUCGACGUUCCUCUCGUUUGAUCAGCCGAACAAUCCGCACGACGACUCGAAUCGGAUUUUCGACGAGUUGCCCCGAGCUUCGAUUAUUCAAGUUUCGCGGCCGGACGCCGGAGAUAUUAGCCCCGUACAACUGACUUACACGAUCGAAUUUCAAUACAAAGAGUUUAAGUGGCAGUUAGUGAAGAAAGCUUCUCAAGUUUUCUAUUUGCACUUUGCUCUGAAGAAGCGAAAAUUUAUUGAGGAGAUGCAUGAGAAGCAAGAGCAGGUCAAAGACUGGCUUCAAAAUUUAGGAUUAGGAGACCAUGCACCAGUUAUGCAGGAUGAUGAAGAGCCUGAUGAUGAGACGGUUCCUUUACGAAACGACGAUAUGGUUAGAAAGAGAGAUGUUCCGUCUAGUGCCGCUCUCCCAGUUAUUCGGCCGGCACUUGGAAGGCAGCAUUCUAUGUCUGAUCGAGCAAAAGGAGCGAUGCAGGAAUACUUAAAUCAUUUUCUGAGCAACAUAGAUAUUGUGAAUUCCCAAGAGGUGUGCAAGUUUUUGGAAGUUUCCAAGUUAUCUUUCUCUCCAGAGUAUGGCCCUAAGCUUAAGGAAGACUACAUUUUGGUGAAGCAUUUACCAAAGAUUUUGGAUAGUGCCGAUAACAGGAAGUGCUGUUCAUGUCAAUGGUUAUGCUGUUGCAGAGAUAAUUGGCAAAAGGUCUGGGCUGUCCUAAAACCUGGAUUCUUGGCCUUUCUUAAGGACCCUUUUGAACCCAAGCCUUUAGACAUCAUCGUUUUUGAUGUUCUACCAGCCUCAGAUGGAAAUGGAGAAGGCCGUGUAUCUUUGGCAAAAGAAGUUAGCGAUCACAAUCCAUUGCGUCAUUAUUUCAGGGUGACAUGUGGAACUAGAAGCAUAAAACUUAGAACCAAAAGCAAUGCAAAAGUAAAAGAUUGGGUAGCCGCAAUCAAUGAUGCUGGUCUUCGACCACCUGAAGGUUGGUGUCAUCCACAUCGAUUUGGCUCUUUUGCACCCCCUCGGGGUCUGAUUGAGGACGGUAGUCAAGCUCAGUGGUUUGUAGAUGGUCGCUCCGCGUUUGAAGCUAUUGCUGUGGCCAUUGAGGAAGCAAAAUCAGAGAUAUUCAUAUGUGGGUGGUGGCUGUGCCCAGAACUAUACCUACGGCGUCCAUUCAAUUUUCAUGCGUCUUCCCGGCUUGAUUUCUUACUGGAAUCUAAAGCCAAGCAAGGCAUUCAGGUAUAUAUUCUUCUAUACAAAGAGGUUUCUUUAGCUCUCAAAAUAAAUAGUGUACACAGCAAGAGAAAGCUUCUGGGCAUUCAUGAGAACAUCAGAGUACUUAGAUAUCCAGACCAUUUUUCCACUGGAGUCUAUCUAUGGUCCCACCAUGAAAAACUUGUCAUCGUGGAUCACCACAUUUGUUUUAUUGGAGGUCUUGAUCUGUGCUUUGGUCGUUAUGACUCUGGUGACCAUAGAGUGGGUGAUUAUCCAUCUCAAAUAUGGCCUGGCAAGGACUAUUACAAUCCGCGGGAAUCAGAACCAAAUUCCUGGGAGGACACAAUGAAGGAUGAAUUGGAUCGCUUAAAAUAUCCACGCAUGCCUUGGCAUGACGUCCACUGUGCCCUUUGGGGGCCACCUUGCCGUGAUGUAGCCCGACAUUUUGUACAGCGAUGGAACUAUGCAAAGAGAAAUAAGGCCCCAAAUGAACAAGCGAUUCCCCUGCUCUUGCCUCAGCACCACAUGGUCAUUCCCCACUACAUGGGAAAAAGCAGAGAGGUAGAGAUUGAUGAUAAGAAUGACAAAGGCAAUCAUAAAGAAUUGAAAAGCAGUGACUCAUUUUCCUCGUUAUCAUCGUUUCAAGAUGUCCCGUUGCUUAUGCCUCAAGAGGCUGAUGGGCUAGAUUCUGUCCAAAUAGAACCGAAGUUAAAUGGGUUUAACACACUGCAUGAUACUCAUGGUCAGCCAAGCAGGCCUAGUAGGAGCCCUUUCUUUUCCGGUAAAAGCAAAAUCGAACCAUUGAUCUCGGAUAUUCCCAUGAGGGGUUUUGUAGAUGAUCUUGAUACCUUGGACAUCCAAAAUGGAUUGUCUUCCCAUGUGAUGCAGUCCAGCUCGGAAGUUCCAAAUAAGGAAUGGUGGGAAAUUCAGGAAAGAGGUGGUCAAGUUGUUCCUGCUGAUGAGAUUGGACAGGUUGGCCCGCGAGUGUCAUGUCGCUGUCAGAUUAUUAGGAGUGUCAGCCAGUGGUCAGCUGGUACAAGCCAGAUUGAAGAAAGUAUUCACAAUGCAUACUGUUCCCUUAUUGACAGAGCAGACCAUUAUGUCUACAUUGAGAAUCAAUUCUUCAUCUCUGGUCUAUCGGGUGAUGAAAUUAUUCAAAAUCGUGUUUUAGAGGCAUUGUAUAGGCGUAUUAUGCGUGCUGUCGACGAAAAGAAGUGUUUCAGGGCUAUUAUUGUCAUACCUCUACUACCCGGUUUCCAGGGUGGAGUGGACGAUUCUGGUGCUGCUUCUGUGAGAGCUAUUAUGCAUUGGCAAUAUCGAACAAUAUGCAGAGGAAACCGUUCAAUACUGCAUAACCUCUAUAACCUUGUUGGCCCUAGAAUGUAUGAUUAUAUAUCUUUUUAUGGUCUGAGAGCUUAUGGAAAACUUUUUAACGACGGACCUGUCGCCACUAGUCAGGUUUACGUUCAUAGCAAGAUCAUGAUUGUUGAUGAUCACACAACAUUGAUUGGCUCUGCAAAUAUUAACGACCGAAGUUUGCUUGGAUCUAGAGAUUCUGAGAUUGGAGUACUUAUCGAGGACAAAGAAUUUGUUGACUCAUGGAUUGGGGGAAAGUCUUGGAGAGCCGGAAAAUUUGCGUUGAGUCUUCGCCUUUCUCUGUGGUCUGAGCACAUUGGUCUUCAUGCUGGAGAGGUUGACCAAAUAAGAGACCCUGUGGCUGAUUCAACCUACAAGGAUAUAUGGAUGGCAACUGCAAAGACAAAUACGAUGAUCUACCAAGAUGUCUUCUCCUGUAUACCCAACGACCUAAUACACACAAGGGCUUCAUUACGACAAUCCAUGAGCUUUUGGAGGGAAAAAAUCGGGCAUACGACCACGGAUUUAGGAAUAGCUCCCGAAAAGUUAGAAACCUUCAAAAAUGGUGACAUUAAGGGCACAGAUCCUAUGGAGAGAUUGAAAUCCGUGAAGGGAAAUCUAGUUUCGUUUCCUUUGGAUUUUAUGUGCAAAGAGGAUUUGAGACCUGUGUUUAACGAGAGUGAAUAUUAUGCGUCCCCUCAAGUUUCUCAAGAUGACGAUGGAAAAGCCUCUGAUGAACCAUCUGAUGAUUUAGACUUUGGAACUCGUCAAACGAAAGAAGACCCUCAUUUCGAUUCCGGGAAACAAACGGAUGUCCCCGAGCGGCCUGUAUUAGCAACAAGAACAAAAUCAGAAGCUCUGAUGAAGAAGGCCAAUGAUCAUGAGGAUAAUCAUAACACACCGGAGGUUGUUCUCGAUCAACCACUACAGGAUGUUCCCGAGCGGCCUGUAUUAGCAACAAGAACAAAAUCAGAAGCUUUGAUGAAGCGUGCCGCUGAUUGUAUUCGUGCGCCUUCUCCACCAGUUAGCACUACGUUUGAUGAUUUGGAUCCAUUUUCUCCACUUGAUACACAAUUCCUUGAAGAAGUUGAUAGAAAUACGGCAGUAAAAUUGAAGAAUUCAUCGAAGGAGAAAGAACAGAUUAUUGCAAACCUGAAAGUUGAUGUCCACAAGGGGUUAGAUGUCGGCAACGCAUUGACAUUGACUCCGCCAUCCUUUGAUUUAAACAUUGAGGGUCUCCCAUCCACACAACAAUUGAAAGUGGACAACAAAGUACCACAAGACCAGCCAAUGGAGAUACUAAUGGAGACUGGAGAAAUUGUAAAGACGAACGUCGUGCAGCCCCAGUGCUAUGAAGUUGCACUGAUACCAAAACCAAACACCACGGUAUUAGGAUCUCGAAAGUUAAACACUGGCGGUUUUCUGAAGUGGUAUUUGAUUGGUUCACUCAAGAGAGGUCGCAAGUUAAAUGACGGCGACUGUGGAAUAUCCGUGGCAUCUUAUGCGGAGCACAUCAUAACCGACGUUGAUAUUACUACAAAGAACUUUGAUGUUGACAUCGAGAGGGAAAGGUAUACGUACUUGUUGUACACCCACGGUUUAAAGAAGCAGCAAAACGAGUGUGGAAGUGAUGAUGAUUCUCUUGGUCUGUUGCCCAAUGACGUCCGUCUUAGUCUAUUAGAAUGA